CUCUUCUGCACAGUCUGACGCUCUUCUGCACAGUCUGACGCUCUUCUGCACAGUCUGACGCUCUUCUGCACAGUCUGACGCUCUUCUGCACGACCUGACUGUUCUGCCCGAUCUGCCGCUCUUCUGCCCGAUCUGCCGCUCUUCUGCCCGAUCUGCCGCUCUUCUGCAGGAUGGAGAUGGAGAAGCUGAGUGAGUUGAGCCCCGGCCGCCCCGCCGCCUCCCGGCCCUGCACCCUGCUGCCCUGCGGCCGGAGCCUGCUCUGCCCCAACCCCGGGGGCGUCCUGUCCCCGGUCACCAGCCUGGCCUUCACCAUGAACCGGCUCACCGGCCUCGGGAGCCAGAAUGAAACCCCGAAGAGAAAGCGUUCGAUGUCGUCCCUGAGCCGCUCCUCCUCCGCCGACUCCUCGGACUCCGGCCUAUGUUUGGAUUACCCCAGCCCUGUGGAGCCAGAGGCACCCCCGGAGAGCUUUGAGAGAUCUAUUUUUGACAGCGGAGCCCUAAGCAAUGACUUUAAGCCACCGAUCAGAAGAAAGUCGCUGCCGGUGACGCUCCUCCGUGGAAGCUCCGUCCUGAGAAGAUUGUCCAGUGCGUCGGACCUGGAUGUCUCCAGCCCCAUUCACUGCCUCCCCGCAGCCAAAGACAACAAGGAGAACGAAGUCUUUUUAUUCAAAAGGCCGUUCUUGUGUCCGGUGUCCAGGAUUCGGAUUCGUAGUGAUGAGACCUACAAGUCGAGGCCGAACUCUGCCCCCGCCCUCAUGUUCUCCCCCGAGAGGAUUGAGUAUGACUUGGACUCUGAAAGCCCUGUGCGUUUACGCAAGUCCUCCCUGACCUUCUCUCUGAAUGAUGAUGACGAUGACGGCUUCAUGGAGAUCAUGGAUGACGAAGAUGUGAAGGGCGAAUCAAAUCUUCCAACGGGGAUGGAGAACCUGCUGACCGGCCCCCUGAAGAAGGACGAGAAGCAGGAGGAGGAUUUGGUUAUAAGGAGUAAAUGCCGCCGCCUCUUCCGCUCGCCAUCGAUGCCAAGCAGCAUCAUCCGACCAAUCCUGAAACGCUUGGACAGACCAGACGAUGACGGCACUCCGGUUAAAACGAAGCGGCAUAAAAAUGUGUCGACGGACAAGGUGGAGCCUGAGGUGGUGGAGCCUAAAAUGAAGUUGGGACGUUCCAAGUCUCUUUGUGUUGAAACAGUUGAGAGGAUUCUAGACAGCGACCAAAGGGAUUUGAUUGGCGACUCCUCAAAGACUUACCUAUUGAGGACGGUGGAUGGUCAGCACCAAGAUCUGAAGUACAUUACCCCAGAAAUGAUGAAUGACGUGCUGGAAGGAAAAUACAAGGAUCACAUCGAUCGCUGCGUCAUUGUAGACUGCCGCUACCCCUACGAAUACGAUGGUGGGCACAUCAGGGGGGCAGUGAAUCUCCCGAUGGAACUCGACGUGGAAGAGUUCCUUCUUAGGAAACCGAUUGUGCCGAGCAGCAAGGAUAAGAGGGUCAUCAUCAUCUUCCAUUGUGAAUACUCCUCCGAGAGAGGCCCCCGCAUGUGCCGUUUUGUUAGGAAGCGGGACAGGAACAGCAAUGAGUACCCGAAGCUUCAUUACCCCGAGCUGUAUGUGCUGAAGGGCGGCUACAGAGACUUCUUCCCCAGCAACCAGAUCCUCUGCGAGCCGCAGUCUUACCGCUCCAUGUAUCACAAAGACUAUAAGGAGCACCUGAAGCUCUUCCGUACCAAGAGCAAGCGGGACAUCUACAGGCAGCAGAUGAAGUUAUAAGUCCGCAGAGUCUGGAAAUCCAUCUCGAGAAGGCCUCGUCCCGCGGUCGGAAUUGUACGCGGAACCUACGACCAGACGCCGGCCCCUGGCUCGUCUGUGGAGUCUUCUGUUGUGGACAUUUAGACGGGGGGUAAUCUCGUGCUAAAGAGAACGGACCCCCCAGGCUGAAUCUCGUGAUGGGUCCACCACCUCGUAUGGGAAGCGUUAGACCUAGACACCGCCUACGGUGUCCUGCAGGGACCAGACAAUGUCUCCCCUGUCACCAGAAGGACGUCUUCUGACCUGUGUUUGUGUUGUAUAUGUGUAUACUUGUUGCACGUGCACUUUUAUGAUGUAUUUUAUGGCGGCGGUAGCCUCCUCCAAUCAAGCUCCAUGGGUUGGAGCAGCCCCCAGGCCGUCACUUUGUCCCUGACUGACAGCGAGGGGCGUUAUCCGAUUUUAUAGCUUAAGAUUUUAUAUCUCCCUCCUGCUUUACUUUCACUUUCUUUUAUAGAAUGUGGGCGGGGUUAUAUGUGUAUGUUUACAUAGGUCGUAAUCUGAGACUGAGGGCGGCCAUUUUGUGUCCUAAUCUAUGGGACAGAUGAGGCCACAUGACUGGUUUACCGUCGCAUAGUGGGCCGCAUCUAUAGGAUAGAUAUUCUGUAAAGUUUACCAAAAUGAGGUAUUUAUGGGAUGACGGAUUUAUCAUGACAUGCCCGAUAGGGCAGCUGAUAUCGGCGCAGUCAAUGAAGAGAAUUAUGCGGAGACGUCCACAUUUCAGUGUUCGGCUUACAGCGGUGUGAUGGUUUCUCAGAAAAAUUUGAUUUAUUGCGCCAAUAUAUAUAUAUUUUUUGGGUUAAUUUCCCUUUAAUAGAAGAAAUGGAGUCGUGGAAUAUUUAGUAUAAAUAGUUAAUCCUCAUCGCCGUGGCUCUGUAUGAAUCGCAUCAUAAAGCACUUCCUUUUUUUCUAAUUGCUUCAUUUU
Messenger RNA from Bufo bufo (common toad), 2727 nucleotides. It is a transcript of the gene CDC25B, whose product is annotated as cell division cycle 25B. Gene Ontology annotation, molecular function: protein tyrosine phosphatase activity. The transcript has 16 exons. Bases 171 to 1766 code for a protein of 531 amino acids. The record is from RefSeq and is a predicted model, not a curated record. Gene Ontology annotation, cellular component: cytoplasm; nucleus. Gene Ontology annotation, biological process: positive regulation of G2/M transition of mitotic cell cycle; G2/M transition of mitotic cell cycle; protein dephosphorylation. NCBI's taxonomy places the organism in Eukaryota, Metazoa, Chordata, Amphibia, Anura, Bufonidae.